Molecule: messenger RNA, 709 nt
Organism: Gloeophyllum trabeum ATCC 11539
Lineage: Eukaryota; Fungi; Basidiomycota; Agaricomycetes; Gloeophyllales; Gloeophyllaceae
Product: DnaJ-domain-containing protein
Exons: 6
Coding region: 89-580 (163 amino acids)
Biological process (GO): spliceosomal complex disassembly
Cellular component (GO): spliceosomal complex
Source: RefSeq, a predicted model, not a curated record
AGGUUCGAUUCGCCCGCUAAGUAUCGUCCAAGUUCACCUCCGCAGCGAUCGCCUGUGAUACUCUCCAUUUCUAUGGCCUUGCCUCAACAUGGCUAUGACCUAUUAUGACCUGCUGGGCAUCCCCAAGUGCGCGACUCCUGAUGAAGUCCGGUUGGGAUUCAAGAGGAAAGCUCUUACCACGCACCCUGACAAGCUGAGCCCCGAUGCGAGUGCUGGCGAGAGGAAGGCCGCGGAGACGAAGUUCCGGAAUCUCCACGAAGCCUUCGAGACGCUGAGCGAUCCAAUGAAGCGCAGGGCAUAUGACAUGCGCCUUGAAGCCGCUGCUCGGUUCCUCAGAACUGGCCGUGAACGGGAAUUCGACGCUACAUACGCGGAGCACCUGAAAGCCUCGGCUGAGCGUCUGAAUGUCACCGUCCAGAAUAUAAACAAGUCGACGGAGAAGUUGGGUGGGCUGGUCGAGGACCUGCUGAAGAGCCUGCGGGAGGCAAAUCCGGAGUGGGAAGCGAGGAGGCAGGAAGCAUUGAGGCGGAGACAGGCGCAAGCCGCACGACCGUCCCCGACGCCGAGUCCGCAAGUAUAAACAACGUUGCUGCGCAAUGUAUUCUUUCGUCUUCUUGAUUGCUUUCAUGUGAUGAUGUGAUAGUUGGGACCUACGGUCGCCAAAAUUGGACAUACACACCUGACAUCCGCUAGCUCCAUGUUGUACCGC